Mastomys coucha (southern multimammate mouse) is the source of this 680-nucleotide messenger RNA. It is a transcript of the gene Fam229a, whose product is annotated as family with sequence similarity 229 member A. The transcript is spliced from 3 exons. Lineage: Eukaryota; Metazoa; Chordata; Mammalia; Rodentia; Muridae. The record is from RefSeq and is a predicted model, not a curated record. The coding region runs from base 132 to 518 and encodes 128 amino acids.
CAAGGUGCGGUCGCCAGAGCCCUCUGGCUUCAGGCCCGGGCCCUCGCUAAAUGCCCGAACGCUCCAGGACUGCCUAGAAUUCCAGCGAGGAACAGGCUGUGUGAGGUCAGCACGCAGAGACCAGGGUCACAAUGCAGUCCUCCCCUUCGACGCUGGGGCCCGGGCGCGCAGCAGACACCUGCCAGGCUCCGCCUGGACCGGAGCGUCCUCCCGCGGCCAGGGCUCGGGCAGUUGCUUCCAGCCUGGGACCGGCCUCGGCCUCCGGCAGAGUGCCCCGGGGCCUGGACAUGAGUGCCCAGGAGACCCCACAGGGUCGAAGAUUCCCCAUUGAGGCCGGAGACUCCCCUGGCCUUGCCUCCGCCCCCGAGUCCCAGGAUAGCCCGGAGCCUGUAGCUACGGAUCAAAACCCUGUCAGGCCGCUCCGACGCUGCCCGGGCUGCCACUGUCUGACGCUGCUGCACGUGCCCAUCGACGUCUACCUGGCCAUGGGCGGGAGCCCCCGGGCCCGUGCUACCUGAGUGCGCCUGCGCACGGCAGCUCUGCAGGAGCCGGGACGGACGAGGCCAGCCGCGGGCCACCACGCUGAGGUCGCACGCGCCGAGCACGAGACAAUGAUGCACAUUUUAAAAUAAAAGAAUGAUGCACAUUUUAAUAAAGCACAGCAUAAACUGUUCUUUCCA